UACCGCAGUCAAGAUGCGCGCGUCGAUCGGUCGCGCGGCCUGCGCUUUACUCCUCCUCUCUCCUGUCACCCUGGUACUCUGUCGUCAAGAAAACACAGGGUAUUACGCUGAAGAUGGUUACCGUGACGACGCCAUAGACGUGGUGGACACAGACGCAGUGUGCCCCACGGACAAGCUGCUGCGGUCUCGCGAGACAUGUAAAGUGGACGGGGUCGACGUGCAGUGCAUUCGGUUGAACUGCUGUGAAGACUACAAUUAUAUUGCCGGACGAUGCAUAUUAAAAUCAGUGGAACCCUGCAGCCUACACUUGUGUGAGCAAGCAUGUGAGGUUCGAGAACAGCGGGUGUGGUGCUUCUGCUACCCAGGGUUUAGAUUUGAUCCUGACAGCUAUAGGAGGAAAAGGCAGCCCUAUUGUAUAGAUGUUGAUGAAUGUACAAGCAAUAACGGGGGUUGUGAGCAGCGAUGUGUGAAUGACCCUGGAGGGUACCACUGUGAAUGUAACCUACCAUACACUGUCGCGAGCGACGGUAGAAGAUGCGUACCACCCGUAGCCAUUGCGAUACAGGAGCCGUUACCAUUAGUUCGUGCAUCUUCCCGCUGUUACGCGCCAUGCGACACUGUGUCCUGGCUGUCAAGGAAAGUCAAGCAACUAAGCGAUCAAUUACAUACGACACAGGCCGCUCUAAAAAAGCUGUUGGAAAACCCUGUUCUAAAAGGAGAAGAUGCAGACCGUUUCGCAGAAGGUACAUACACUCAUAGGGUGCUAGACGCUACGGCGCCGUUGGAAGGUGGUUACUGCCGAUGUGAAAGAGGGCCAAGGGGUCCACCUGGUCCGCCUGGUAUGGAAGGGCCAAAGGGUGACAUCGGACCACGUGGACCGCGUGGGGCACGUGGACCAAAAGGUUCGCUUGACCUCAUGCUACUGCUGCUAGCGGACAUUCGACACGAUAUACACAAUCUAGAAGAGAAAGUCUACAAAGAUGGUGAACGGCCAGAGCGCUUCAAUCUGCAGAAGGCUUGGCGUCGACAACACAAACAAGAACAGUUAGAAAAAGAACGCAAAAUUGAACAAGAAUUGGAAGCGUACACCGCGCCUGCCAUCGUCGGCGCCGGGCCAGUUGAGAUAUCUCCACACGGUUUAAAUGGAGAAAUCAUUCGCGACUCAGAGACCACAACAGAUUGGACACUGGUUAAAGGCGAUCAAAGUACCGACACCCUGGAAUUUGAAGACAUGGACGAAAAACUAAAGCAGCUCCGACUCCUGGCAAACGCGACCAGUUCCGGAGAUGACGAAGACGAUGUUGACACUGAUUACGAUUACAGUUUCUACUAAGAUUACAUAAUUUAUGAUAAAUUG
Nymphalis io (European peacock) is the source of this 1357-nucleotide messenger RNA. Its product is annotated as collagen and calcium-binding EGF domain-containing protein 1-like. Bases 14 to 1333 code for a protein of 439 amino acids. The record is from RefSeq and is a predicted model, not a curated record. Lineage: Eukaryota; Metazoa; Arthropoda; Insecta; Lepidoptera; Nymphalidae. Gene Ontology annotation, molecular function: calcium ion binding. The transcript is spliced from 9 exons.